AUGUCACAACAAAAUUUUCAAUUAAAAUGUUCAAUUUGUUUAAAAACUAUCACAAAUUAUAGAAAUAUUACAAAUAAUCUUAAAUUUAAAAUUGAUAAUUGUCCUGAUAAAGAAUAUUAUCAACAACUUCAGCCUAAUAUUGAUAAAUUAUGUUUUAAUUGUUAUAUGAGAAUUAUAAAUUCUUAUCAAUGCCAAAUAUCAACAAUAAAUAGAAAUGAUGAAUUAAAUAGUUUAAUAGAAAUAAAUUUAACAGAAAUUAGCAAAUUUAAUAGUCCUACAAAUUUAAUAGAAGUUGAUGAUUUAAUGAAAAUUAGCAGAUCUAAUAGUCCUACAACUUUAAUAGAAAAUAAUAAUUUAGUAAAUUUAAUAGAAUUAAUUAAAAUUCAAAAGGAAGAAUUAAUUAAAAAUAAUUUAAAUGAAAUUAAUCAAUAA
Racocetra fulgida is the source of this 432-nucleotide messenger RNA. NCBI's taxonomy places the organism in Eukaryota, Fungi, Glomeromycota, Glomeromycetes, Diversisporales, Gigasporaceae. The record is from the annotation of a GenBank genome assembly.